UUAAACGCAAAUUUAAAAUUCCAAAUAAAAAUUUCCAGAAUCGCUGGUUUGGCGUCCGCGUUCACAUUCAAUUUCAAAUCAACGCAUUCCUGGCGAUCGUUUUCGUCACAAAAAUUGGUCGUCGCUCUCUGAUUCACAAAUCACUUCCCAUUUUUCCACUCCCACUACAGGCUGUCAAAUUACCAAAAAUCAAGGAAAUGGCGGCAGAAUCUUCAUAAAUACCUACAGCCACAGCCAGUGCGAGAUCCGCGUUCUUCUCUUACAUUCUCAGAUGGAUCGGACCGGAAGGGAAGGCGAUAUGGAUGAGAAGCUGAGCGAGAUGGAUCCGAAUCAGAAGAGUAAGAGAUCAGUUAGAGGAGAGGGAUUAAUGGCCGAAGAAUCGAUGUCUGUGGAGAGGAAUUUCGAAGCGCAAGAGGUGCCGUCGUGGCCGAACCAGCUGACGGCGAGAGCGUUUCUAGUGAGCUUUGGGCUGAGCGUGAUGUUCAGUUUCAUCGUGAUGAAGCUCAACUUGACCACCGGUGUUAUUCCUUCGCUCAAUGUCUCCGCCGGACUUCUUGGCUUCUUCUUCGUCAAGACCUGGACCAAAUUUCUCGAGAAAUCUGGAUUUCUUAAGCAGCCCUUCACCCGCCAGGAGAACACCGUGAUUCAGACUUGUGUUGUCGCUUCCUCCGGCCUCGCCUUCAGCGGAGGUUUUGGGAGCUAUCUAUUUGGACUGAGUGAGCGCAUUAGCAAGCAAUCGGCCGGAGAUGUGAAUGACUUCAAGAACCCUUCAUUAGGAUGGAUUAUUGGUUUUCUUUUCAUCGUCAGCUUUCUCGGCCUCUUCUCGGUCGUGCCUCUACGGAAGAUAAUGAUCAUAGAUUUCAAAUUGACCUACCCAAGUGGUACUGCCACAGCACAUCUUAUCAACAGUUUCCACACUCCUCGAGGAGCCAAACUAGCCACGAAGCAAGUGAGAACGCUUGGGAAGUUCUUCUCUUUCAGCUUCUUGUGGGGCUUCUUCCAAUGGUUCUUCACUGCCGGAGAUGAUUGUGGAUUUGUCAAUUUCCCUACAUUUGGCCUCAAAGCUUACGAAUACAAAUUUUUCUUCGAUUUCUCUGCAACAUAUGUUGGGGCAGGAAUGAUUUGUCCGUACAUCGUUAACAUAUCUAUAUUGCUUGGAGGAAUUCUUUCGUGGGGUAUAAUGUGGCCUCUCAUCGAGACUAGAAAAGGAGAUUGGUUCAGUGCUGAUCUGAAGCCUUCCAGCUUUCAUGGCCUUCAAGGCUACAAGGUGUUUAUCGCCAUUGCCUUGAUUCUGGGUGAUGGGAUUUACAACUUUGUUAAGGUGGUGGCAAAAACUCUAUCAGGUUUGUACCAUCAGCUGAGGAAGAAAGAUGUGAUCCCGGUCUCUGAUGCUUCCCCUUCUUCGGCCUCCGACAUAUCAUUUGAUGACAAACGAAGGACUCAAAUCUUCCUCAAAGAUCAGAUUCCCUCGUGGUUUGCCAUCGGAGGCUAUGUUGCGAUUGCAGCCAUAGCGAUAGCCACUUUGCCGCACAUGUUUCCACAGCUGAAAUGGUAUUACAUAUUGGUCAUCUAUGUGAUUGCACCGGCACUAGCUUUCUGCAACGCUUAUGGCUGUGGGCUGAGUGAUUGGUCCCUUGCGUCUACCUAUGGAAAGUUUGCCAUCUUCACGAUUGGGGCGUGGGCUGGCAGUACACAUGGAGGAGUCGUGGCAGGCUUAGUAGCUUGCGGAGUGAUGAUGAACAUCGUCUCGACGGCAUCGGAUUUGAUGCAGGAUUUCAAGACCGGAUACAUGACACUAGCUUCACCACGUUCCAUGUUUGUGAGCCAAGUGAUAGGCACUGCAAUGGGAUGUGUCAUAUCUCCCUGUGUGUUUUGGCUAUUCUACAAGGCAUUUGAUGACCUUGGCCAGCCUGGGAGUGAAUAUCCAGCGCCUUAUGCAGCUGUAUACCGAAACAUGGCUCUUCUCGGGGUCGAGGGCUUCUCUAGUCUCCCAAAGAACUGCCUCACCUUAUGCUAUGUGUUCUUUGCAGCAGCCAUUGUUAUCAAUGUGAUAAGAGACUUAUCAGGGAAGAAGGUCAGUCGGUACAUUCCAAUACCAAUGGCAAUGGCGAUUCCGUUCUACAUAGGCUCGUAUUUCGCCAUCGACAUGUGCCUCGGAAGCCUGAUAUUGUUUGUGUGGGAGAAGAUAAACAAGGCCAAGGCUGAAGCUUUCGGACCUGCGGUGGCGUCGGGUCUGAUAUGUGGCGAUGGAAUAUGGACAUUGCCCAGCUCCAUCCUGGCUCUGGCUGGAGUUAAGCCUCCUAUUUGCAUGAAGUUUCUAUCGAGGGCCACAAACAUUAAGGUUGAUAAUUUCUUAGCAUCAUGAUUCAUGAAGCUUUUGUUCGCAGCCACAACAGAAGGUAAUAUUCUAAAUAUAUUUAGUGUGUUUAUAUUAUAAGCUUCACAGUACACAAGGGACUCAACCAGCUCCUUUUGAUGUCUAGUUUUUUUUUUUUUUUUUUGAGAUAAAAUCUCCUUGAUGUCUAGUUAGUUGUGAUUCAACUGUCACUGUCGUAUAUUAUGCAUGAACUCUUACGCAUGUUGUCAAAAUAUUUAUAAAUAGUUGUUUUCUGGUCAAA
Messenger RNA from Momordica charantia (bitter melon), 2618 nucleotides. RefSeq names its product putative metal-nicotianamine transporter YSL7. Lineage: Eukaryota; Viridiplantae; Streptophyta; Magnoliopsida; Cucurbitales; Cucurbitaceae. Gene Ontology annotation, cellular component: membrane. The record is from RefSeq and is a predicted model, not a curated record. Gene Ontology annotation, molecular function: oligopeptide transmembrane transporter activity.